AUGGCAGAACAACUUGCAAGAGGAAAUCAAUAUCAAUAUACAGCUAACUCAAAUCUUGUACUUCAAGCUAAUAGAUCUGAAUUACCUCGUAGAGAUCAUGAACCUUCAGGUGAGCCUGAAUCUUUAUGGGGCAAAAUUAAUCCUAAAGAAUUUGGUUCAAGAGCUGAACGGGCAUAUGGUUAUUCAAAUGUUUUGGCUGCCACUGAGUCUUAUGACGGUUUGUCAUACAGACCUAGAACAAAAGAAACCAGAGACACAUAUGAAUUAAUCUUAGCUUUUGUGCACCAGAAUCUUGUUGAUCAAGCUCAAGAUGUUAUUCUUAGUGCUACCGAUGACAUACUUCAAAUAUUAAAAGAUGAUAGCCUUAAAGAUUUUGAUAAAAAGAAAAAAAUAGAAUCUGAAAUUGGAGCUAUCUCAUCAGAAAGAUUUGCACAAUUAGUAAAUCUUGGAAAAAAAAUAUCAGAUUAUCAUGGCGGUAAUGCCAUGGAUUUGGAAAAAGAUGAAUACGCAGGUGAAAUUGAUGAUGAAUUAGGUGUGGCUGUUGUUUUUGACGAGGAAGAAGAGGAAGAUGACGAAUUUGGAAAAUAUGAAAUAGAAUCUGAGGACGAGGAAGAAGAUGAAGGUGGUGUAGAGGCUGAAACAGGCGGUGUGUUAGGUAAAAUAACUGGUAUACAAUCUGAUCAAAAGAUCUCUCCGCAUGAUAUUGAUGCCUUUUGGCUUCAACGUCUAAUAUCAAAUUAUUACCCUGAUCCACAUACUGCUCAAGAAAAAACUUCAAAUACAAUGCAGAUUCUUGCUUCAGAUAUUAAUAAACGUGAUUGUGAAAAUGAAUUGAUGAAAUUGUUCAAUUAUGACAAAUUUGAUUUGGUUAAAGUUUUAACAAGAAAUCGAGAAUUGAUAUUAUGGUGUACUAAAUUGGCUAGAGUUGGUGCAGAAGGUACAGAACGUCAAAGCAUCGAAGAAGAAAUGCAUAGUCAUGGAUUAGAAUGGAUUUUAAAAGCUCUUGGUGGUGAAAGGAUACGUAGAGGGGAAGGUGCUGCAAGAAAAGGUGUUGUUGAAGAUGCAAUGGAAAUAGAUCAAGAACCUUCUAUUGUACAUGGCCCUGUUCCACAAUCAAUAAAAGCUUCAUUACCUACUGGAAAAUCAUUAACACCCAAAGCUAUUAUAGACCUUGAUUCUUUAGCUUUUACGCAAGGUGGCCACUUAAUGUCCAAUAAAAAAUGUAAAUUGCCUGAUGGUUCAUUCAAACGAUCCAUGAAAGGCUACGAAGAAAUUCAUGUACCUGCUCCUAAAGUUAAACCUUUGGGUGCUGAUGAAAGAUAUAUUCCAAUUUCAGAAUUGCCAGCCUGGAGUCGUAAAGCCUUUUCAGGAGCAGAAAAACUUAAUCGCAUCCAAAGCAAGUUAUUCCCUGUUGCAUUUGGUGACGAUGAAAAUAUAUUACUUUGCGCCCCAACUGGUGCAGGUAAAACAAAUGUUGCCAUGCUGUGUGUUCUUAACGAAAUUCGAAAAUAUAUUGAUGAAGAAACUGGAAAAAUAGAUAUGGACUCGUUUAAGAUUGUUUAUAUUGCUCCAAUGAAGGCUCUUGUACAAGAAAUGGUUGGAAAUUUUGGUAGUCGAUUGGAAUCUUAUGGCAUUAAAGUUGCAGAAUUAACUGGUGAUCGACAACUCACUAAACAGCAAAUUUCUGAGACACAGAUGAUUGUAACAACGCCUGAAAAAUGGGAUGUUAUUACCAGAAAAGCAACGGAUCGCAGUUAUACUAAUCUUGUAAGGCUCAUUAUUAUUGAUGAAGUGCAUUUGCUUCAUGAUGAUCGUGGUCCUGUGCUUGAAAGUAUUGUAGCUCGUACAAUUCGCCACAUGGAACAAACUCAAGAACACAUUCGAUUGGUUGGACUUUCUGCUACACUUCCCAAUUAUGCUGACGUUGCAACAUUUUUACAUGUAGACCCUAAAAAAGGAUUAUUUUAUUUUGAUAAUACUUUUAGACCAUGCCCAUUAAAACAAGAAUUUGUAGGUGUAACUGAGAAAAAAGCUAUCAAAAGAUUUCAAGUCAUGAAUGAAUUAACAUAUCUAAAAGUGAUGGAUCAAGCUGGAAAAAAUCAAGUUCUUGUUUUUGUUCAUUCACGUAAAGAAACUGCAAAAACUGCAAAAACAAUAAGAGACAUGGCAUUAGAAAAACAGACUACAGGUCAAUUUCUUAGAGAAGAUUCUGCUAGCUGUGAAAUUUUGCGCGAUGAAGCAAAAACUGUCAAAGAUAAAAAUCUUCAAGACUUGUUACCUUAUGGUUUUGCUAUUCAUCAUGCAGGAAUGACAAGAAUCGAUCGUAAACUUGUUGAGGAAUUAUUUGCAGAUGGUCAUAUUCAAGUUCUUGUAUCUACAGCUACGUUAGCUUGGGGAGUCAAUUUACCUGCACAUACUGUGAUAAUCAAAGGUACACAAAUAUAUUCUCCUGAAAAAGGCCGUUGGGUUGAACUUAGUCCACAGGAUGUUCUUCAGAUGUUGGGACGUGCAGGCCGUCCACAAUAUGAUACAACUGGUGAAGGUAUUAUAAUAACUUCACACACAGAACUUCAAUAUUAUCUCUCUCUUUUGAAUCAACAACUACCGAUUGAAAGUCAAUUUAUUAGCAAAUUGGCUGAUCAUUUAAAUGCUGAAAUUGUAUUAGGUACUAUUAGAAACCGUGAAGAAGCAAUUCAAUGGUUGGGAUAUACUUAUCUUUAUGUUCGUAUGUUACGUAAUCCUACUCUUUAUGGCAUUUCACUAGACUAUUUGGAUGAAGAUCCUUAUCUUGAACAGAAACGUGCUGAUUUAAUUCAUUCAGCUUCAUUAUUGUUGGACAAAUCUAAUUUAAUCAAAUAUGAUAAAAAAACAGGUAGAUUCCAAGUUACCGAAUUAGGCCGUAUAGCUUCACAUUUUUAUAUAACACACACUUCAAUGGCGACCUAUAAUCAACAUUUGAAACCUAUGAUGGGCCACAUUGAACUUUUCCGUGUAUUUGCUCUAUCUGAUGAAUUUAAAUAUAUUCCGGUCCGUGAAGAAGAAAAACUUGAAUUGUCAAAAUUGCUUGAACGUGUCCCUGUUCCUGUUAAAGAAGGAAUUGAAGAACCAACAGCAAAAAUUAAUGUAUUAUUACAAGCCUAUAUCUCGUCAUUAAAGUUAGAAGGAUUUGCUUUAGUAUCGGAUAUGGUUUAUGUUACUCAAUCAGCUGGCAGAAUUCUUCGUGCUAUGUUUGAGAUUUGCCUUAAACACGGUUGGGCGCAACUCUCUAGGAGAGCUUUAAAUCUUUGCAAAAUGGUGGAAAAACGAAUGUGGCUUUCAAUGACACCAUUACGUCAAUUCAAACAAUUAUCAAUGGAAAUGAUAAAAAGAAUCGAGAAAAAAGAGUUUCCUUGGGAAAGAUAUUUUGAUUUGAAUGUUCAAGAAUUGGGCGAACUUAUUGGUGUACCUAAAGCUGGAAAAAUGCUUCAUAAACUUGUUCAUGAAUUUCCCAAAAUAAAUUUAGACAUGACUGUGCAGCCUAUAACAAGGUCAUUGUUGAAAAUUGAAUUAGAAAUUGAACCAGAUUUUCAAUGGGAUGAAAAGGUUCAUGGAAAUGCUGAGGCCUUUUGGAUUAUAGUUGAAGAUGUGGACGGAGAGGUUAUUCUUUACCAUGAUUUAUUUAUUCUAAAACAAAAAUAUGCAGAAGAUAAACAUUAUAUAAAAUUAACGGUGUCAUUGUUUGAACCUUUACCACCAAAUUAUUUUGUUUCUGUUAUUUCAGAUAGGUGGUUACACUGUGAAACAAAAUGGCCAAUUUCAUUUAAACAUCUGAUACUACCAAAAAAAUAUCCUCCUCACACUGAACUUCUUGAUUUACAACCAUUACCUGUUUCCGCUUUACAAAAUGAUGAAUAUGAGGCCGUUUACAAUGAAUGGGUUGAUAAGUUUAAUCCUAUUCAAACACAAGUAUUUAAUGCUUUGUACAAUUCAGAUGAUAAUGUAUUUGUUGGAGCACCUACAGGAAGUGGAAAAACUGUUUGUGCAGAGUUUGCAUUGCUCCGACUAUGGUCUAAACCAAAUCCUGGUCGAUGUGUAUAUAUUGCGCCAUUUCAAGAGGUUGUUGAUCGGCAGGUUGUUGAAUGGAAACAAAAAUUUGGCAGGAUUAAAGGUGGAAAGAACAUAGUAUCACUUACUGGUGAGACAAGUGCUGAUCUACGAUUGUUAGAAAGCGGCGAUGUAAUAUUUGCAACUCCAACUCAAUGGGAUGUCAUGUCACGUAGGUGGAAGCAACGAAAAAAUGUUCAAACAGUUUCUCUAUUUAUUUCCGACGAGUUGCAUUUAAUUGGAAGCGAUAUAGGACCAACAUAUGAAAUUAUUGUUUCUCGAAUGAGAUAUAUUGCACAUCAAACUAAAAAUUCAAUUCGGAUUAUUUGUCUGAGUACAUCACUUGCUAAUGCUCAAGACCUUGGAGAAUGGAUAGGGGCAAAGCCCCACACUAUAUUUAACUUUCAUCCUAGUGUUCGACCUGUUCCUUUAGAAAUACACAUACAAAGUUACAACAUCCCACAUUUUGCAUCAUUAAUGAUGGCUAUGUCUAAACCUACAUAUGUUGCAAUUACAACAUAUUCAGUAGACAAGCCAGCAAUUGUCUUUGUUCCUUCACGUAAACAGUGUCGCCUGACAGCUGUAGAUUUACUUACAUUUUGUGCAGCAGAUGGAUCAAACGAUCGUUUCCUCCAUGCCAACCACGAAGAUAUUGAAAAACAUCUAAGCAAUCUAAAUGAUAACGCAUUGGCAGCUACAUUGAGUCAUGGCGUUGGAUAUUAUCAUGAAGCUCUUAGUAAACAAGAUAAAAGGAUUGUAGAGCAAUUAUUUGAGAGUGGAGCUAUUCAAGUGGUUGUUGCUUCACGUGAUACCUGCUGGGGCUUGAAUUUAAAUUGUCACAUGGUUGUUAUUAUGGGAACUCAGUACUAUGAAGGAACAUCACACAUGUAUGCUGACUAUCCAAUAUCUGAUGUUCUUCAAAUGAUGGGUCGAGCUUGUCGUCCACGUCAAGAUGAUACAGGACGUUGUGUGCUUAUGUGUCAAGGAAUUAAAAAAGAUUUUUAUAAGAAAUUUUUAUAUGAAGCAUUACCGGUUGAGUCACAUUUACACAACUUUUUGCAUGAUCAUUUCAAUGCAGAGAUAGUCACCAAAACAAUAGAAAAUAAGCAAGAUGCAGUUGACUAUCUGACAUGGACAUUUUUGUAUCGCCGUAUGGUUGAAAAUCCCAAUUAUUAUAAUAUGCAAGGAUCUGACCAUAGACAUUUAUCAGACCAUUUGUCAGACCAAGUUGAAAAUACAGUGCUUCAACUUGCAGAGGCACAAUGUAUAACAAUCGAAGAUGAGUUAGACUUGGCACCUUUAAAUUUGGGAAUGAUUGCAGCUUAUUACAAUGUCAGCUAUGAAACUUUAGAAACAUAUUCUAAGGCCUUAACGGAAAAAACUAAACUCAAAGGACUUUUAGAUAUUAUUUCAGCUGCCAAAGAAUUCUUUUAUAUUCCAAUUCGACAUCAUGAAGACAUUGUUUUAAAAAGGAUUUAUGAUCGACUUCCAUUUAAACUUGGAAAUCCUGAUUUUAAUUCAACCAGAACAAAGACCAACAUUCUUUUACAAGCGCAUUUUUCAAGAACUCAGUUGCCACCAGAUUUUUCUAAUGGAUAUCUUAACCCAGCAAUAGCAGCAAUGGAAUUAGCACAAAUGUGUGUACAAGCUAUUUGGGAUCAAGAUUCACCAUUGAAACAAAUUCCAUACUUUACAACGGAUCUUAUUAAACGUUGUGAAAAAAAGGGAAUUGAAUCAGUAUUUGAUAUUAUAGAUUUGGACGAUGAUGAUCGAAACAGUUUACUUCAAAUGAACAAUAAACAACUUCGAGAAGUUGCUCGUUAUGUUAACAGGUAUCCAAAUAUAGAAUUUAACCAUGUUUUAUUGGACAAAGAUGAACUUGUGGCAAAUUCACAGGGUACCAUUGAAGUAUCAUUGAAUCGAGAUAUUGAUGAAGAGGACGAAGAAGAUUUUAAUAUAGGUCCAGUAAUUGCACCAUUCUUUCCGUUGAAAAAAGAUGAAGGGUGGUGGAUUGUAGUUGGUAUUUCAAAUGAUAAUUCAUUACUUGGCAUCAAACGUAUCACACUUAACAAACGGCUUAGAAUCAAAUUAGAUUUUACAUGUCCAAAUAAACCUGGCGAAUACAAAUUGAGAAUAUAUUUUAUGUCCGAUUCUUAUGUGGGAUGUGAUCAAGAAUUUGAUGUUGAUAUUGAUGUUAAAAAGGGUCCAGAUGCUGGCCAGGCUAAAUAA
This is a messenger RNA of Entrophospora sp. SA101, 6312 nucleotides long. The record is from the annotation of a GenBank genome assembly. Lineage: Eukaryota; Fungi; Glomeromycota; Glomeromycetes; Entrophosporales; Entrophosporaceae.